Molecule: messenger RNA, 1229 nt
Organism: Mycena citricolor
Lineage: Eukaryota; Fungi; Basidiomycota; Agaricomycetes; Agaricales; Mycenaceae
Source: the annotation of a GenBank genome assembly
CCGGCAUACUGCUCUACCUCCGAUCAUCCGUUGUGCGACACAGGGGUGUUUCUAUUAAUCCCACGGUCGGAUGAAACACGGGGUGCAAGACACGUCGAGGCUCCGACUUGUAUCUCAGCCAUCCUCGGUACAGCUCUUGAUCGGAUCUCAGUUCCGUAUCUCUGGGAUUCUAUGUGCAAAUGAAAGAAAUCUCCGAUCCAACUUGUGCGCUUCUCGCAGCAUCUGGGAUCCCUAGCAUAUCUUGUAACGAGUCUCCUCUUGCGUUCUUUUCUUUAUCUUUCUCGUUCCGCUGUCUUUCUGAUCUGGCCUCCUGCCUCCAGCUGUCCACCAUAUCGAUAUGACUGACCUUCUUUGAGUUCUACUUGAAUAUCCUCAAGCGGUAAUCUACCAGUCUCUAAGAUUCGGCAUAUCGAGGAAAGUUCAACGUUCCCUGUACUUCCCAUUGUGACGGAUUUGCAGAUAAUAAUGAGAUGCUAGAUAACAUGCUGGGCUCCUCCGACCCGCAGAUUCAAGUCAGAGAACGGCGUUCGACUCGCGUGUGCCUGUUUCUCAAGGUCGGACUUAGUCGCGGACAAUUUUGACCAGCGGCUUCAGGCCGCAAACCGUUUCGUAAAUUGAACCUUCACACUGGCACGGCGUGUCAAUCGAUCAAUUUAUUCGUCCCUUUGACCAUGCAUCUAUGACAGACGAGUGGGACCGGGCUCCGAGUCCGAAAUGCCUAUAUAACCCAGAACGCGGAUCUCAAUGGCUUCAUCCCCAGCAGAACUGAAAGGCGAAAUCGUGGCCACUGCCUUGUUCACGACCAAGCCGGGAGCGGGCGACGAAAUGGAGGCGCUGAUUGGCCCGCUGCUCGCACACGUGAAGCAGAACGAGCCUGGGACGCUCGAAUACUCGAUCGCGCGCAACGGGAGCACGGAGAACUUCAUCACGUGGGAACGAUUCAAGGACGCCGACGCGUUGCAGGCGCACAUGCAGAACACGUUGUUGGCCGAGAUCAUGGCUCGCGGGUUGUUUGAGAAGCCGCCGGUGGUCUCGUUCUAUAAACCCAUUCAGCCAACCGUGUGAUUCAAGUUCCAUGCAAAUGUAAUGAUGUUGUACUAUGAUGCGAUCCCACUUGAUAUUCAGAAGGGUGUGAGGCACGCUGUUCGUCCAGCUAUUCCUGCAACAUCAUAUUCUCGUCAUUUGCUUCGCGUGAUCGCCGUGUCAAACUGUAUCAGUGUGUAACCCAA